UGUAGGUUUGAGCGCGACCCAAAGUGGCGCUACAGUAGCUACGUUCUUUUUACACGCUCGACAUUAGAAAGUGGCAUGUUCCUUGAGGAACCGUAUUUUAUAUCCUAAAAUAUUAGAGGAAAUCCGUUUGAUCCUUUGCUAGAAAAAUGGUUCAAAAGAAGCCAAAGAAGAAGGUAGGGAAGAAAGUAGCUGCUGCACCUCUAGCAGUGAAAAAAGUUGAAACGAAGAAAGUAACUAAUCCUCUUUUCGAAAAACGUUCCCGAAAUUUUGGUAUCGGUCAGGAUAUUCAACCUGCUCGUGAUCUCAGUCGUUUUGUAAAAUGGCCCAAAUACAUACGCAUACAGAGGCAAAGGGCUGUCCUUCAAAAGAGAUUGAAAGUACCACCUCCGAUCAAUCAGUUCAGUCAAACUUUAGACAAACAAACAGCAACGCAGUUGUUCAAGAUAUUGGAGAAGUAUCGGCCAGAGUCGGCGGCCAUGAAAAAAAUGAGACUAAAAGCUAGAGCGGAGCAGAAGGUUGCAAAAAAAGAAGACGUGCCCACCAAGAGGCCCAAUGUAUUACGCAGUGGAACCAAUACCGUGACUACCCUUGUGGAACAAAAGAAAGCCCAAUUGGUUGUUAUUGCGCACGAUGUAGAUCCAAUUGAGAUUGUACUUUUUCUACCCGCAUUGUGCCGUAAAAUGGGUGUUCCAUAUUGUAUCGUAAAGGGCAAGGCAAGAUUGGGACGUUUAGUUAGACGUAAAACCUGCACUGUCGUAGCUAUUACGCAGGUCGAUUCUGGUGAUAGAGCAAAUUUCUCCAAAAUAGUAGAAGCCAUCAAAACGAACUUCAAUGAUCGACAGGACGAGAUUAGGCGUCACUGGGGAGGUGGCUUGUUAGGUAGCAAAUCUGCUGCUCGAAUAGCAAAACUGGAGAAAGCCAAGGCUAAAGAGCUUGCUCAGAAGCAAGGUUAAUAUAUUUUUAAUGCACAUCCUCCUGUAUUAUAACAUCGUAUACAGACUAAAACAAGAAAUAAAUAUUCAAAAUGAUU
Vespa mandarinia (Asian giant hornet) is the source of this 1030-nucleotide messenger RNA. It is a transcript of the gene RpL7A, whose product is annotated as ribosomal protein L7A. Gene Ontology annotation, cellular component: ribonucleoprotein complex. NCBI's taxonomy places the organism in Eukaryota, Metazoa, Arthropoda, Insecta, Hymenoptera, Vespidae. Gene Ontology annotation, molecular function: RNA binding. Gene Ontology annotation, biological process: ribosome biogenesis. The record is from RefSeq and is a predicted model, not a curated record.